Molecule: messenger RNA, 18192 nt
Organism: Corapipo altera (White-ruffed manakin)
Lineage: Eukaryota; Metazoa; Chordata; Aves; Passeriformes; Pipridae
Gene: LCORL
Product: ligand dependent nuclear receptor corepressor like
Exons: 8
Coding region: 72-5882 (1936 amino acids)
Biological process (GO): regulation of transcription by RNA polymerase II
Cellular component (GO): nucleus
Molecular function (GO): DNA binding
Source: RefSeq, a predicted model, not a curated record
UGGGGGGGAGGGAGAGGAGCCGGGGGAGCGCGCGCUCGUAUGUAAAUGAGCGGGCGUGAGGUCAGAGGCAGAUGGAAAAGGGAACAGAAGGAAUGGCCGCCGCGGCUCCCGCUCCUCCUGCCGCCGCCUCCCAGUGCCGGAGCCCCCGCUGCACGGCGGAGCGCAGGGGAGUCCGCCGAGAACUCGACUCCUGGCGGCACCGGCUCAUGCACUGUGUGGGUUUUGAAAGUAUUUUAGAAGGGCUUUAUGGACCAAGGCUACGAAGAGACCUCAGUUUAUUUGAAGACUGUGAGCCAGAAGAGCUAACUGACUGGUCUAUGGAUGAGAAAUGUUCCUUUUGUAAUUUACACAAAGAAACAGCCAGUGAUCGUGCAUCAGUUAUCGGUUCUUCACAGUCAACGCCUACAGAGGAACUGUCAUCUCAGGGCCAGUCCAACACUGAUAAGAUUGAAUGCCAAGCAGAAAACUAUCUAAAUGCACUCUUUCGAAAGAAAGAUCUUCCUCAGAACUGUGAUCCUAACAUUCCCCUAGUUGCUCAGGAAUUAAUGAAAAAAAUGAUCCGUCAGUUUGCGAUUGAGUACAUUUCAAAAAGUAGCAAAAUUCAAGAGAACAGAAAUGGUUCAUCGUUUGAACCAAGUCUGAUGUGUAAAAGUGUCCAAAUGAACCAAACGGAAAACUCCCUUCAGGAAGAACAGGAUAGCCCUCUAGACCUCACUGUGAAUCGAACUCAAGAACAGAAUACUCAGCAAGGGGAUGGAGUGCUAGAUCUCUCUACGAAGAAAAGCGCAAGGUUGGAAGAACCAAAAUAUGAUCCAUUGUGUUCUGAAAACUCAGUGUCUGGUUCAAGCUCAACAGCUGAUGCAAAUUCAGAGGAAACAGCUAAUUUGGAGAAAGGAAAAUCAACAUUAAACAAAGUUUUGGAGUCUUUUUGUUCAUAUCACUGGCAACAGACUCUGGCUAUGUUAAAAUUCUUAAUACAAGACGAAAAUGUUCCUAUAGUUUGCAGUUGCAAGCAAACACAUUUGGUCCACUCUGAAACUCCCAGUUCCCUUACUGAAGAGGAUGUUCACGUUUCAUUUUGCAGUUGCGAUGGACAUGUGCUGACGAAAAGGUGCUGUUUACAAAAUCAAAGGCCAAACACUUGUUUACCACCUCUGUCUGUUUGUAUUAAAGAUUUCCAUUCUUUGUCAUGCCAAGCUGUAACGAUUGGAUGUAUUAAGACAAUGGUGAACAAAGCAUGUAGUUCUCCUAAGUAUUGUGCUGACCAAUUGCAAAAUUAUAACAGGCAUUCUGUGAAAGCAGCAGCAUGUACUUACUCAACUAAGGACUGUGAUCUCUUAAGCAGCAUUAAAAAUGCAAAUAGAUCUCGCAGCCCAUCACCACCUCCACUGUCACCUGUACACAGCAAAGAAUUUGAAUCAUCGGAAGGAUCGGUUAUGGAUUUUCCAACUUUAGACAACAACAAGCUUGAAAUAUCCAUCAACCAGCCUCCAUCCCUCCUGCCAGCUGAAGGAAGCAAAGAAGAAUUUGAAUAUGGAGGUAAAACACGCAAAGGAAAAGAGACCAAAUGUUCAGAUGGAACAUGGAUGUCAAUAGACACCCAAAGCAGUGAUGAUUACAUUAGUUCUGAGAAGUCUGAGCAGGGUGAACAUUCUGCCAUUUUUCAAGGUUUAAUGGACCGCAUUAAUGAAAAGCUGAAAUCAAUAGACACUACAGAUAUAGCAACAAAUCUUGUAAAACUUUCUAGCAGUGACAGGGCACCAGAAAAUGAUGUCAAAUUGGGAGACUUUGUAACGUCUCUUUUACAUAAUGCUAAGGCAAGUGAUUACAGCUUUAUGGAAUUACUUCGCCAACACGAUAAACAAAUGGAAAAUAAAAUCAUCCAGACAAGAUUUCGCAAGCGUCAGGAAACUUUAUUUGCAACAUAUAAUUCUCCUGAUUCACCAGUCAUUCGACGACAGUCUUUGCAAAUCAAGAGAGAGCUUGCAAGCCUUGAUGAAACUCUUGUGAGAAAAAAGUCAAUUUCUGAGAGAAAUGCAAAGAAAUCUACAAAAAAAUUCGAUAAAAUACAUCCAAAUAAAAGACAUAGUUUUACUGUGAUAGAAGAUGAGGCUUUGCAACAUCUUGAAAGCAACCCAUGUGUGAAUUGCCAAACCAAACCAAUGUGCUUUCCAGUACACCAAACAGAGUCUUUCAAACUACCUCUUACUAAUUUUCCAACCAACUCUGGCUUUUUAGUUCUUUCAGAAAACAGUGCUAUUACAGCCAACCAGGCAAAACUCCCAAAUACACAAGGAGAUGGUGCACCCUUACAAGAGACUGGUCAGAUUCCUCUAAAGGAUGAGAGUAAUGAAAUCUUGGGCAGAACUAAACGUAACGUUGUACCUCCUGGAUGGUACUCUGUGUAUGUAACAAACAAUAUCAUGUUUAGAAAAUCAUCCAGUGCAAAAAAGUCCUUAGAAAGUUUGGAAAACAUUAAAAUAAAUGAAGAUGCUGAAAGAUGCAGUGACAUAAAUAUAAGCAAAAUUGUGAGAGACACAAAUCUGCAAGUUGUUGUGGAGCGUUUAGAAGAUACAUUAAACUUAGCCAGAAAGAGUAACAACUCAUUAUUGGAUAGUUACAAAAUAAGCCAAAAAUUAAAAGAUAAUGCUUACGAACAGGUUAUGAACCCAGCUGCUAGAAGGGGCUUACCCUUCACUCUGAGUGAAAUGGGAUGCACAGGACAAAGCUUCCUUUCACAUUCACAUGUGCCAAGCAGCAGUAAAAUCAGAGCAAUUUGUGUCACAACAAACAAACAAGAAAUGGUUAUAGAUCAAGAAAUUAAUGAUGGCCUUUUGAAAUCUCUGACUUUUAAUUCUUCCAGCUCAAAUUCCAAUAAUGGGGACUUGGAUGCAACACCUGAAGCUGGGGAGAUCUCAUCUCCCUUAAACUACUCUAGUCCUGUUAAGCUUAUGUUUGUCUCAGAGGUCAAUAGUCAUGAAGGAGUCAAAUACACUUUGACAUCUGCAGCUGCAUCUCCUAAAGGAAGCACAGAUCUCUGUUUGUUUCAAGGGCACACGAACACUUCGUUAGACAAACAGGCCACAGGAGACCUUUCUCAUGCAGUCUGUGUCAUGGACUGUGAUUGCAGUGAAAAUGAUACCAGGGAGGAGUCAAGUUGUGUUUAUGCAGAAGCAAUUACAAGCUCUUGUCCAGUUGGUCAGACUAACGUAAAUGACUUGAAAAAAAAUGAUGAAAUUGUGGAGAAAUCAAGCAGUAGCAGUGAAUUGGUUUUAAAAAGAAAACCCGGUAGACCAAAGAAAAUAGGUCCUCAAGUAGUUAAGCAGGUUAAGAGACCUAUUGGACGGCCUCCAAAACCAAAAAUGGAUAUGAAUGAAAGCACAAAAGCUAGACCUGAACUUGGCAGUGGUGGUAAAAGCAUCAAGUCUGAUGCAGCAGUAUUGGAAGAAGCUAACAGCAACAAAAAUAUUACUGUGACAGUUGUUUUUGGAAGGUCAAGAAGAACAAAGAGACAUGUUUCUGAAGGUAAUCUAAAUGUGAUUAGUGUGCUGCCCACACAACAUAUUGAUUCUAAUUUUGCCAAUGACCCCAGCAAAGUGAGGCACAAUACAGAAACUGGAAAUGCUUUGACUGAAAUAGUAAAAGCCUUUCAGAAUCCUGCUACUGAAAAGGAGGAGGUCUCUGGUUAUGACUAUGUCAGACCUAUCAAGAGUAACCCAGCAUCGCCACAUCCUUGCAGCAAUGUCAUUCGGCAGAUUAAGAAACCAUUAACCACCGUUCGAAAACCUGGUAGGCCAGCAAAAGUAAAAAUUUCUGGCAUAUCAGUGACUGUUAGUAGACUUUCACCUCAGGAAAGAAAAGUGAGCAUUAGCAACGGUUUGCCUCCUUUACAACAGCAAAAUGUGUUAGAAAAAAACACACCACAGGAGAGAAAAAAUCAACUGUGCAAUAAUAUGGGUCAAGUAAAGAACGUGCAGAAAGAUUCUAGAGAAGAUGGAUCACCCAAUGUUACUGCAGCAAUGUCAAGAAAACGUGACAUUCCAUCAAGACAUUCUGCUAGAGACAGAAAACCCUCACUGCAUUUUUUACAUUCAUUAGCAUCUUCUAGUGCAUUUACUUGUAGAAGUGCCUUACUACAUAAGUCUUAUAAACUCCAUUUGAAAAAAGCUAAAGAGCGAAAGGAAAAACGUGCGCAAUCAAAUCAGAGCACAGCAUCCAAAGAUACCUCAGAGCUGAGAAAUUUGGGAAAUGCUAAAAAGGAUCUUAAGGAUGAUGAAUUCGGACGCAUUAAUGAAGUAUCAUCAGAUCCCAUAUUUUCAUCAAAUCCCUCUCUCAGGUGGUGGCCUACUUCCACUUCGAGUGACACUUUGUUGGAAGAACUAAAUAAUAGAUUUGAACAGAUAACUAAUACCUGGUUGCGCGUGGGGGGAAGUGAGUCUGAUAAAUGUGUAUGUGAAAAAAGGGAUCCCAUUGAACAAGACUGUAAUACUGAAAUGUCAAACCCUUUAGACUCCUGCCUUGUAGAACUUGAAACAUCACCUGUAAAAAUGCUUUUUCAGAAAAAGUAUAAUAUGAAUGAACUCUGCACCUGGUUUAUGCAAACUACAGAAACACAGUCUCUCUCUCUAGUGAGAAAGGCAAAUGCUCGCAAUCCCUUAGAAGUAGUUAGUACUAGAGAGACAAAGACAGAAACUAAACAAUCUGAUCUUAGUACUUGCCCUUUCAGAAAGCACUUUAAAAAGUUUGCACUAUCCUCCCCUUCAAAACCAGCAGGGAAAUUGCAAAUAUUGCAUAACAUAGUGAGGUCUCCAGUCUUAAACAUGAAAAGUAAUUUCGCAUUAGCCAGAUUAAAAAGAAAUGAAUUUAAAAAGUUGCAGCGUGAUAGUUGGGGACAAACAAAAAAGCUCUAUAAUGCAGCUCCUGGAGGCUGGAAAUCAAAAAAGAAAAAUUUGCAGUUAUUUUGCCAAAGCCAAUUGUUUAAAAGUACAAGUGGGGAAACCAAUGAUGAAACACCCAAGCUCCAGGAAAAAAAUAUGCUAGAAAUCCAGCCCGCUCAGACUUUGUUAGAGUCUCAGAAAAGCCUCUUGCCAACUGAAAAUGAAGCCAGAGAUGCAUUUGUUCAACAGAUGAUGGGAUCGUCUGACUUUAACCCACAUCCUGGUAUAGCAAACAUACUUAAGUCACAUCCAGAGACGAAUGGAACAAUUUGUUGCCAGCAAAAUGUUAGAAAAGAACAAAGCCAAGAUAAACUGUUUCAAAAUACUUGGAAAGCCAAAACCUUUAAAGACUGUAGGAUAUUUCUGAGAAAAAUCAACCAUAUUGAGCAGCACAAUUCAUUUAAGCUAAAUAAUGUCAUUUAUUCUCCUGAAGCUGUUGAGAGUAAAAGCACUCAGGCCUAUAUGGAAGAAAAAAGACAUCCUCUUUUAAGGUCCCAUUCUACUAAGCAAAAUGCAUUAAAGAAACAAGAAAAUGAAAUGGAAACAUCUAAAGGAUCUAAUUCCUCUAAAGUGACUGAAAGGCUGGAUGACCAGUUUCACAGCAGAAAGUUAAAUAGUAGUGUAAACCAGGACGAUAAUCCUGCUGGUAGUUCUGAAGUUCUUAUCAGAAUAAACAAAAGAAAAAGUCCACAAUGGGAGACCACUGAUACAAAUUUAAGAAAAAGGCAUAAGAGACAAUCAUGCAGUAGUGGACAAAUGGCACCUUAUUACCCAAAGUACCAAGGGUACUGUUGCAUUACCAGGGGAUUGUCUGAUACAGAAAUGAUGUCUUGUUUUGGCACAUUGAUUCAACAUUGUGUAUUCUCCACACCAGCCAAGGAAAUCAUACAACCAUUUUUAGUUGGAGUACAGCUACUGCCCAAAAAGAAGGAACAUGAUUUCUAGCUGUGCAUGCAUGUGACUUUAAACAUAAUUCCUGCAUCUGGAACUUUAAUGCAUAUGAAAACAUCAUUAUUCGUUCAUAUGUUCUUUGGAUUGUAUUUUUGUUGAUGUGGUACCAUAAACUAUAUCAUUGUUCUGUUGUCAUGCUUGAAAUGUUGUUAUAUGCACAUUUAUGGUCAAUAUUUGAAGUUUUUCUUCAAGUUUUACUGAUCUUGGGGUCUUACCAAAUGUUCUUGAAAAAGACAGGGUUUGUGAUGCUAUUUUAUUGUGAAGCAUUGUAGCAGGUAGGCAGAAUGUUGUUACCAAAUUUUUAUGUAUACUCAGUUUUCACUGUCAUGUACAAGCGGGAAUAAAGCAAUUGAGUUCUUACAGGUCAGGGCAGUAUCAAGCAACCAUGUACUCAUUGUAGCAACAGAAGAGAGUUAAUCACUUUUUCACAUUACCUGUUGUGUUCAAGAUAAGGUGGCUGGUAGAUACAUAUGAUAUUUCUUACUACUUCUGAACUGUUGCUUCAACAAUGCAUUUGAUGUGUUGAGGAGCAGUUCCCUUUUACUGUAAAUCUAUGUUCUGGCCAUUUUAAUCUCUUCAGCAACACUGAAACACUGUUAUUCUCUAUGGUGGCAAAGAAAAUUACAUAAGCAUGUUUUUAGGAAAGCAUUUAUGUCUUCUUUUCAUGAGAGCAGUUCACUCUUUUUCCUUGUAACACUAAAGGUCACAUUCAUGUGCUUUGGACUGGGCCAAAAGGCUUCAAGAAAGCCAAGCUAAAAUAAGAGAAACUGUUAUCCAACAAUAAAACUGGGACACUGAAAAAUACUUCAUUUUAUGAUCUUACAGUGUACUGAAUAGUUUAAAAAUCUGCUUCAGGGGAUGUGGACUUUAAACAGAUGCACAGGAGGCUGUGGACCUUCUUGGUAGCAGGCAGUGCUGUGCUGACAUCACCUACCUGUUCACUUGCCCUUCAUAUCAGGGUGGGACUUUUGCAUAGAAAAGCUUUUAAAAAUAAUUCCAUUCACUUGAAGUUAGGCUAUUUUCUUCAUCUAAAGUGAACUUUUUCAUUUUCUCCCUUACAGUUUGGCUUUUCUUCAAGUAGCCUGGAGUUUUAGAACAGAAACCUGUCAGAUUUUUCGGCAGAGAAUAUGAAUUUUCAGUUUUAAUUUUUCAUCAUGUUUAAAUGUGGUUUUUAAAUGCUAUCUUAAUGAAAUCAAGUUAGUGCAGUACUUGAAAUGAGAAUUUGCUAAUUUUUAUAGUCAUUUCAAAGUUGACUGCAAGAGUUAAGAAUCUUAGCUAUGAAACUUUGUGAGUUUAAUUGAUCUCUUCGUUGUGCACAUAAAAUAACAAGGAUGUUAAUAUUACAGAUAAACCUUUUCUUAAGCUUGACUCCCCAUUACCAUAAAUUUUCUCUAAAAUUGGGGGGGAAAUUUUGUGAACUCUUUUUUACACAUCUAUAUUAGUAUAGCUUUAAUAUUCCAGUAUCGUUGAGUAUUUGUCAUAGGGUAGUGCAAUCCAGUAGUGAUAAGGGUACAAAUGGCAAUCACUUCUCUACUGCUGUGGAAGACAGCCUCACACCAAUGAUCUUGUGACAAAAUUGAUUGUCUUUAGCAGGGCUAUUCAGCUUUCUCUUUCAUGAAGGAGCAUGUUCUACACUCCUAAUUAGGGACAAAUUUAAAAUAAUAGGUUAGGUAAAGUGCAAAAGAGACAUUGUAACAGCCUUUAAAUCUGUUGAUUUUGAGAAAGCUCUUUUCACAAAGGCUUUUCAUUGGAGGGUUACUUGGCUCUAAAAUAAGUUUCACCUGUGAUGCAGAGUAAGCAAAUAGAAAUUUUCAGAACUGUAGUUGCCAGACAACAGGUUACUUUUUCACAGUCAGACAUUAAGCAAAGUAAGAACAUUAAUAGAAAUGUAGGAAGAGUAUGAAAUGAAUGACUGUUCUCAUAAGUGGGCCAUUUUUAAUGCAGAUGUAUAAAAGCAGAAAAGUAGACUUGAUAAAUAGUUGACUAUACAUGUACAAUAAAUCCUGACUCAUUUAAUGAACUUAAUGGUCUAUUGCCUUAUUCCCCAUAAUGCAACAACAGCAGCUUCAAUACCACAGUUUAAUGCUCUAUUUUGUUUUACACUCUGGAAUUCUACUUGCCAAAUGCAAUUACAUACAGUCUUUUCUUCCCUUUUCUUUUUCUCAUAUCGUGAUCUAGUGUAGAGUGUAAAAGUUUUGGGUGCUAUUUACUUCUAAACUGUAGUUAUUUACAUAUUGCCUUAGGCUAUGCUGUUCCUUAUGUUCUUUUGAGGGUUCUCAGCUAAGGAUUUUUACUUUUGCUUCUUUGAAUGAUAGACUUCUUUCAAAGAACUCAACUCUGAAAUCUUUAAUUUCCUUUACCUGCUAGGAACUGUGUGUAGUUUAGUGCCAUGAUCAGUAAGCCUUUAUGUAGCAUUUAUAUACCUAGUUUUAUACCCAAGUUGGGGCUUUUUUGUCAUUUUAUUCAGUAUUGUUUUGUUAUCAUCUUUUAAUUUUUUCUCUUCCAAAACUGAGGAACUCAUACUCACGCUUUCAUAUUUGUCCUCAGUCCUGAGGAAAUGAGCAAAAUUUUCAGCUUUCUUUAGGGAACUGGUAAUACUAUAUAAAUAAAGACCAGCUUCCAUCUUUCUACUUAAGUCUUUCUCUAGAAGAGAAAAUAGCAGUUUUUCAAGGCCUGCUCAGCACUUUUGAAAAUCUGACAAUACAUAUCCUUUUUAAAAUCCUCUUUUCUCUGAAGAGUUUACAGCCUUAAAGCAGAGCUUCAGUUGCUGUUAGAUAGAAAAGGAUAGAGGUCAAUCAACACAGCCUGUGAAGAUGUAACUUGUAAAUUAAGUAUGAAUGUAGUCUGACUGUCACGGAACAGGUUAAUUAUGCUGAGACACUUCCGCAUUUUGGUGUUGAGCUCUGGGAAAAUAGUCCUAUUCAAAAAAGGUGCUUUAAUUCAUAGAGACCUGUGUACUGUGCCUUAGUUUGCACUCCUCUAUUGUUUAUAUACUAAAGCUAAUGCUGCUUUUUUUCUUUCAUCACAUAUUUGUCAGUGUCUUAAACUAGAACCAUCAGUUAGUUACAUUCAAAAAGUGCAGAUUCUGAUUCCAGAAUUGAGGGGGGAAAUUUAAAUGACUGAGCUGUUGUUUGCAUGUAUUCUUGGGUAGAUUUUCCUUCCCUAAUUCCUCCUUUGUUCAUCAAAGGAUAGUUUUAGUCUGACCUUUGAUGAUUUGAAAUCUUCUACAGAUUUUCAAGCCAAAUAUAAUGCCACGUAUUUAUUCACUGUUUAUCCUUUCACUAACAGGGUCCUUUAAGUUUGCUAUGAUUACACAAUUGUGCCUUAAAGGUAUUGUUUAAAUAAGCUUUGAGACUAAUAGAAGUGUUUUUUGUUAUUUUAAAGUAUUUCAGGAAAAAGCCUAAACAUUUGUUUUCAGGACUAUACAGGGUGGUGCUAAUUCUUACUAAGUUACCUAAAAUUCUGUUUCAAAUGUAGGUUAACAUUUGGUGGCUGUUAGAAAUCAUAUUUCAUUUUUUAUGUUCCUUUUUCCUUGUGUUCAUUUGGUAACUGUAUAUUAAUUUAAUAGAAAUAUGAUUUUUGUCAUGUUUUAAGGGCACCAUUUUCUUUUCAUAAGCCUUUUUUUCUCUGGUGUUUCCUGUGGUCAACAUGAGAAUGAAAGGCCCUCUAAAAUGGCCUUGAGCCUUGGGUGUUCCCAAGCAUAACUGAGUGUUUCUGAAAGCUGUUGACAGCCUUCAGGUUCUAAUUAAGACAGAUAUUUUUGCAGUAAUCAACAACUAAUUAUAUGGAUGUAUCUGAAUGGAAAAUGCUUUAUAUGGGAAGCUCAAGAUUUUAAGAGCAGCAUUUUGCAUUCACAUGCACACAGAACAGCAUCACAGCUUGGUGUCGUGCUUCAUGUUUUCAAUGAAGUAUAAAAUAUGAUGGUGUUCUUGGUGUAUAAUGCAGUAAAGCAAGUUUAUGGAGUCCUCAUUAACAAUGUUUACUUCGUACUUAUUUUAAAAAAUUUAUUAUAUAUUUUAAAAUAAAUCAGAAGAAAAUGUUUGGAAAUCGAAAUUAUGGUUUUUACCAAAUACAGUUUUAUGGAAAUGUAUGGUUUAUAGACCUGUACCUGAAUAUAUUUGUAAGGGAUAUGUACUACCAAUGAACUGUGAACCUUUCUAAGGUACAACUUUAAGAGAAAAUCACUUCUUUGAAAUACUGCAAAUAGAACUGAGAUUGAGAUCCCAAUUGAUAAAUUAUUUGGAAUUUUUUAAUUACUUUAUUGUUCACAGGAGUUUUUUAAUAGUGCUUUAUAAAAAGCUAGAAAACAAAAUAUUAAUUAUUUCACUGCUAGUAAAAGAAAAGAUUGAAGUUACUGUAACUGAGCAAUAAUUAAAGUGUGCUCCACACAUUUUAUUCCUAACCAGGUUAUGACUUGAUGUUUUUGAUUAGUUGCAGUAUACCUUGAUAAAGUAAUGCUGUUCUUGAGACACAUCUCUCUCCAUCUUCUUAUUUUAAUGCAUAAGGUAUCACCUUGAAUUGCUGCAGUUUUCGUAUCUCCUCUGUCUGUUAUUUCUUUUUUCCCCUUGUUGGAUUGCCAGCUUUCAGCUGAAUUACUUGUUUUCUUGUCUAAAUGCUCACUUUGUAUUUCAUUCUCAGUGUAUGAUUUUUCAUGAACUUUAUGAAUUACUCACUUUAAUAAGUCAGAUGAUCUAUGUUGUCCCUGCAAUUUCCUACCUUUUUUCCUUUCUCACAGAAGCAUGGGAAGUGUACACACUUUUUCAUGAGCCCAAACAGGAUGUCAAGUCACUUCCUAUCAGCUUAGCUCCUGUAAUGAAAAUUACACCAUUGCCAUUGGCUGUCUCUUCCAAUAUUAGCUAUCCCACUGCUUUUUGUAUAUCAUGAUACUUGUAUUUUUACAGCAGUAUAACAUUGGCUUGUGCUCCAUCUGUGAUCCCCAGUAGCUGCCCACCCUUUGUUACAGAAGUGCCCAACCUGCACUGGUGCAGCGCUGCGGUCCUGCAGAGCUGCUGUUUAUUCCACAGCAUUGCUUUUAUUCUUUUAGUUUAUUCAGAACCAUGUCUGAACCACUGUUCCGACCAUUUAGACCAUUACACUCUGGUUUUUGCACAUUUAUCUGCAUCCUCUCUUCAUACUUUGCUCUCCCUUAGUACCAAACUGUAACUAAUUCUCAGAUCACUCAUCAGCUUUCCUUUUAUUUCAAGUAUAAGUUUGUGAGUGCCAGAGGAUGCUCUGCAGAAAGUGAGUGCAGCCUAGUUUUAUUCCUGUUUUGGUUUUUACUGCAUAUUUCCCAUUGUGUACUAUUGGUGGUCCAUACUAUCUCUUACACCUGAUAAGAGAUUUAUAAUACUGUGAGCAAGAUGUCCAUGAGCCUUUCUCAGGUUUCUUCAAACUGAGAUGUGGAAAAUCCUUUAUAAGUAGCCAUACCUACUUUACAAUCCUCUUUUUCUUACUGAAGACCAGGUAACUCAGUUUUUUUCCUACAAUGUAAAGAUACAUGCUUUUUCCAAGGUCAGGAUGUUUAAAACAGAUUUUGUCUUCCCAGCUCCAUGCUUUUGGGCCAGCAGCUCUGGAUGCUUUAUAACUCUUGAGAAGUUACUGUUUCCUCUCCCAUAUGGCAACUUACACAUUUCUGUUCUUGUGAAACAGGUCAAGCAAUUUUUGUUUCUUUGCAUUUUUUUCAUAACUCAAAAAUGGUUUUCAUGACCAUUUUCUGAUGCUGAUUCCUCUCAUGUUCUAGACAUCAGUAAAGGCUACUUAGAUUAUUCUUCAAAUUCUUUAGAGUACAAAUAAGGGUUUCUCUUGCUAUGUGAGAAACUUCCUGAUUUAUGGAGAUUUAGGUGAGGCACUUUUUGCUGUAUUCUUUUGUUUAGUUUUGUCAAUCUGACAGAUUAUACUGUUUGAUUUUUUUCUUUCAGCAGCAGAAAUUCACCUGACUUAUGUCUGCAUUCAGAUUUAUUGGUUCCUUAUCACAAAUUAAACUUAGACAGACAUUCCACAAACUUUUCUUUCAGUGGCUGUGCCAACUCACCUACUCUCCAUCCUCCACUUCCUGCCACAUUCUUUUUUUCUCCAUAUCUAGGCAUCCAUAAAAGGAAUCAGUGCUUCUGUCUUUUAUUGUGGUUUGUCUCUAAGGGGGCAGGUAUCUUAACUUGGCUGUAGCUCUUUCUUCAGUGAUCAGCUUUAGAUCUGCUUCACGCUUACUGGUAGAAAUGGCCUCAACAUUAACUUAGGACUUAAAAUCCUUUCAAAAGCAUAAGUCUAUGCAUUUCUACUUGGUUUGGAAUGUUUUAUGUCAGUUGUCAAGCCAUCACUGAGUAAUGUGACUAUAUUAAUGUUUUUUAUGUAUUUCAUGUUUUUCCAAGCAGGUCUUAUGUAGGUGUUAUUCUUUGUUUUCACUUUGUAGCUCAGGGAAGAAUAUUUCUAAAUUGAGGUCCUGCUAGGAAUUAGAAUAAUAAGACUUUUACAUUUCAUAUUGAAAUACAUGCAUACAUGAAAAUUCAGAUGCUUAGAGAAGUCAGUCUUUUCAGAUGGAUCUUGUCACAGGUUCCUAUUACCUAAGGUGUGGAUUUCACAAAUAUGCAGAGGUUAUACUUGAUGUUUUACUGACACAGGCUCACCCUCAAAGCUCUCUUAUUUACAAAGGGUGAAAUCUUUGUUCAAACAAUGGAUUAUUUCUCAGUACAUGAAAUGGAAGCAGAGCUGAAAAAUUCUUGUCUAGAAGCCUUAAGAUGUUUUUCUUAAUUAACAAAAGUUCUUGUUCUCACUUAGGUUGUGCUGUCUUACCUAUAUGUGAAGUUUUCCAUUUGGAAUAAAGGGUAAAUUUUAGGGGGGGAAAAAGGGACUUAAAAUUAGGUUUCAGUAUUUUUAUUGGGGAACUUAGCAUAAAUUUCAAACAGUUCAGUAACAAUAAUUUAGUUUUAAAAUUUAAGAAAUUGCAAGUAAAUAGUUAAGAGCUAUACUCGAAGUAUCAAUUCUUGAAAUUGUGCCUUUUGUUACCUGUCUUUCUAGUUUAAAGUUCUAGAGAUGUGUGUUUGAAGAAAUUCCCUUGUGUAUCAUAUUUGUUGCUGACAUUUCCUAUUUAUCAGUUUACUACUCACAGCUGGUUUUAAAUUUUAUUUAAGUAGUAGAAAUCUCAGAAAAGGAAAUUACUUAUUUGCAAAUUGCUGUUUGACCUUCCUUAAUUCAGAAGUCUGGUGGGUUAUAAACCACCCAGGGACUGUCUCAUCAUAUUUCUGAGAUGAUCUCUCUCCAUAACAUAAUUGCAUUUAUAAUGUCAAAAAACUAUUAUGAAUUAAAGAUUUGAGCUUAAAUGACAAGAUUUCCAUAGCUGCAUUCAUCACAGCACUGAGAUGGUGGCAUUCUGCUUCCUCUGAGAGCAGCCUGAACUCACAGCAUAUGUAGUUCUGAACCUCCAACCUUUGUCUUAUUGUGCCUCAUUCAAAACCAUUUUUAAUUAUGAUUAGGUAGAAUAAAGAUAGCAAAACCUUUUUUUUCUGUUGUGGUAUAUUUCUAAUGCUAAUACAACAGUUCUCAUCUACACUACAGGUGUUUAGGGGAUUUUUAAUUUGUUUGCAUGCUUCUAACUUCUAGUAUUGACUGGAAAUUAAGUAGUUUCCUUUCAUGGAACUGAUGGUCAGAGGCAGACUUGUUUCACUGGAUGCUAAGAAUUCAUUAUGUCUAUCAUAAAAUGAAUGAUGCUUCCUUUCAACUGUUAGACUCAGCUGCUUUCUGUUUCCAAGAUCUUUUAAGACAGAGUACUAUGAAUAAUUUGAGGGAUAGAAUUAUUAUUUUUUUUAUCAGAUUAUAUACUAUCAUCACUAGUAAAUUAUGCUUCAAAAUUUUAUGGCUUCUCCAUGCCCACUUCAGUGACAGUUUACAGUAAUAUUUUACUUCCUUGUUCUUCAAGAAGCCUGUGCCUUCUGUGGACUCUUAAAUAAUCUAUAUUAACACAAAACAUGGGUGAUUCUUGUCAAAAAGAUCACUGUUCCAUAUAACUUUCACAGACUGCUUCAAAUAAUUAUAACUUUAAAAGGGGGAAGCAAUGUUGUCUAUAUUUAAACUUGUCAGCGUAUUCCAAUCUGUCCUGUAUUUCAGGGAGCCAUCCGGACAGAGCUCUGUACUUCCAUGGCUGCACAAGUCUGAUAAAUUUCUUUUGUAAAACAGUUUUAGUUCCCAAUUUUUGCAAUGAAAUUGGAAUUUAAACCUUUUAUGUUCUCUAUGAUCUGUUACACGUAAGGAAGUGAGAACAUUUUCUGAGGCUGACUGGUUUUGGGCAGAAAGUCAUGUUAUUUCUGUAACUGCACUCUGAAACUGUUGCCAUCCAUUCCGCUUGCCAAAAGUUUACCUGAAAAUGCAACCAUCUGCUGGUUGGUUUAUAAUUUUGUCUCUGUGCAAGUUAAACUUAAAGCUUGAAUAGUGUGUGGAUAUCUCAAUAUAUAGAUUCAGAAAAUAGCAACCACUAAGUAAUCCUCUUUCACUGACGUGCCACAGGCACUCUCCAAUUCCUGCUUGCCUCAUUUUAGUUCUCUUUCUCACGUUUUGUAUUUCAUUCCUAUUUUCUUUCUUCGUAUCCCUUUUAUUUUUCCUCAGACCAAGAAAACACUUCUGAGUUUGUCUGAAGAGCAGAAUAAACUUUCCACCAUAAUUUCGGUCUGGGAUUAUGGCUGGUUCUGACUUCCAUCCCUAUCUUUCUGUCUCUAUUUCGUUCACCGCCUGUCUUGGUACUCUGCUGUUUUAUUUGUCUUAGUAUUCCAGCUUUGUUAAACCCAGCUCUUAUAUCUAAUUUUUAAGACUCCCUGAAUCUUGCUUAUCUGCCCAGCUUGUUUUAAUCGAUUUCCAGGGCAUUUCUUUCUCUCUCUCAGAUUUCCAAAUGGGAUUCCAUCCACUCAGCUGAAAUAUAUUAUUUCUUAUUACAGUGAGAAUCCAUUUGGUAAAUGGAAAUAAGACACUAAAAUUUUGCUUUGUAGGUUUUUUUGUUAUUGCAUUUUGGCAUUGUGGAAAGAGCUUAAAUUUUAGAGACAAUCAGACUCCGUGUGCUUGGUUUACUUUCAUUUCAAUAUAUGUUCCAUUAUCAAAUCAAUCUCUGUUAGAAAUCAUGCUGAGUCAUUGUAGGUUUUUACCUGAUGUAUUCCACUAUUUCUGGUUUUGGGAAAUGUUAGAGUACUCUACAGAGAAAAUUUUUUUAUGCUCCUAAAGUUUUACUAUUUCUACUCAGUAUUUUGAAACCUGUAAAAACCUCAAAUCAGUGCUGUGUAUCAUGGAUGCUCUUAUGCUUUCCAAGCUAUCGAUUUACACAUCACUGUUGGUGGCCUUUAGCAAGUACAGUUUGCAGAAUUUUUGUCAGACAAGAGGGUAUAAGAACCAGUUUGACCUUGCUUUCAGCUGGUUCAGCAGGAGACGUUUUUAUCUGUAAGUGUUGCAAAAGAUUUAGAGAAACAGAACCCUACAGUGAUAGUUUCAUAGCUGUUUUACAGCAUACAAAGACACAGCAGUAAUGGUAGUCUCUGAUGGGAAAUGCUGAGGGGUCACCUAACAGUUAAGAGACAUUUUUCUCUAUUCUCACUUUUUAUUUUUCCUACUUUUUCCUUUUUUCUUUUUUUGCCAUGCUGUGACAUGUUGUAGACACAGAUUAACUCAGCAAAUGUAUGGAUUCGAGCUAGCCAGAUUUUUUAAAAAUUCCUGUUUUUCCUGAACAAUGUGGCUCCAAACUGCACAGAAAAUACACAGCUCAAAGAAAAUUAUUUUCAUUUUGUGCUUGGCAGCCUGUCAGCUUCUCCUGUGUUGUUUUCCCAUCCUGUAUUAAAAAUCUAUUUCUAUUAGCACAAUGAUUUGGGUAAAACUAAAUAAAGAAAUGCAAAAUUUCCCAAAGAAAUAUUUGCAUUUGUACAUCUUUAGCAGGAAGUGUAGAAAAGAGUGGGGUUUUCUUUUGCGCUUAGGAGCAUGGGAAGGCCACUUGUUGAUUACUUUAGUAAAAGGUUGAAUUCAAAGACCUUUCUAUUAAAUUCUUUUUGCUUUAAUGAUAGCAGGAAAUUUUUGAAGGGAGAGAUGAUCCUUUAAGGUCCUAGUGGGCCUGAAAACAUAAUCACAGACAGGGUUGUCUGCUUAGCCAGGGAGACCAGGUAGGACUUCAGAGGCCAUGGGCAGUACUCUGAUCUGGCUGCUGUGAUUUGUUAGAGUAACUGGCAAUUAACUCUUCAGCACUGUUGAAACAGAGUAAAUUCAUAGGUGAUUCGGUCCUGGUGAUAUGGGAACUUACAGUUGGAACACACAAAAAAAGACCCCCAUGGAGUCAUCAAUGACAGUUUUCUGGACCCACUGGUUUAAUGUGCAGCAGCAUCCAAAGAGAGCCAAGGGCACAGGAGGGUAUCCUCAGCUUGCAUUUUUUAGAUUGCUCUUCCUUCAGAUUAAAAAGUAUAGUCACAUUUCCAUAUUCUUUUUUCUCUUUACUUUCUAAGAAGAGACAGCAAUGAUCAGGAUCAAUUAUUAUACAUGGUGAAAUAUGAAAUCUUUAAAAUGAAGCAGUAAAUAUGUGACCAGCACUUCACGACUAGAGGCAAGGGCUAGUAGAGGAUAGUGCAACUAAAGAUGGAGAAAAACAUGUGAAUUUUCAAGAAACCUCACUAGUUUGUCAUACAAAGAUUUAUGAAAAAAUGGACUGGGCUUUUAGCUCAGUUGGCCUGUCUUCAAAUUCCCUAAUGAAAACAAAGCUAUUGGAUAUGCUGUGGCUGGAGUUGAUGUUCCAUGUCACAGGAGCACCUGUAGCUGACUUCCAAAAAUCACAUGCAUGGAAGCUGAUUAACUGACUCAGUCUCAAGUGAAUAAAACCAAAAAAAGAUAAUCAUUGCUAGAAUGGUAAACAGAUGGCUUCAGAAUUGGAAAUUCUAACCUUUUCAGAGACCAUUAUAUACGAUCAGUAAAUGUCUGCCGUUUUGGAAGUUGGAGACCUCCAUCCUCUUACUGGUACAAGCUUUGAUAAAGAGAACUCCAGGGAGAGGUAGAGUAGGGAUACUCUACAGCCUUAUUCCAAGCUCUGCUGAAAUAGGCUUCAUGGCUUCUGGUAGCAUCAGGCUGUAACCUGCAGUUCUUCCUGAGAGGAGGGUUGCUGUGUGUAACAUCUCUUUCUUUUACAAGGAAUGCUUCAUGUACUGUGGAGCUUUUGCAAGCAAAGUGGAAUAAAAUUUAGAGUAGAAUCUAUUGAUGGAUUUGGCUGGAGAAAUUUAACUGCUUCUGUUUAACUGUAUUCCUUUAAUUAAAAUUUCUGAUUUCAAAAAGGUUUUCUUACUUUGUUACGUCAACAUAAAUAAAUAAAUAAAUCACUACAGGUAAAAGAAUGAAAAGCAAAAUGAAAAACUAGGUUCUUCUCAGUUAACAAAUAUCUUAAUGCAGAUAUCUGACCAUAUUUUCCACUUCAUUUUUAUCAAGGUAAAAUUUUCUAAAACACUUAAGCUUUUUGUAUUGUACUGGGAACUGAAAAAAAAUAACAUUUUUCUAUUCCUGUUUUUAUGCAUUCUUUUCAAAAGCAAAGUCAAAAGAGUUCUUCUGUGAGAGGUAAAUAAAUCACUGCAUGACAAUUAUCAGCACAUACUUCAGCUUUAUUUUUGCAAAUUCAGUCCAGCUUUUUACACCUUGUACAGAAACCUGUAAAAAACUCUAAAAGAUGGAGAGUAGGACAGUCCCUCACAGAGUUGACUACUUGGUAAAGUGCUGUUUGGUACUAUUAUAGCACUCAGCAUUUUCUUGGGAAAGAAUGAUGGUCCAAAUUCCACCAAAUCCUGGUAAUAUACCAAGUUGGUACAAUUCCUAGUUUAUAUACAGAAGUAACAUGCUAGAUCAUAUGAGAAGCCCAAACCUUUAGGUUUUUCUGUCUGGCAUUUUCCCAGCAUUAAACAGGGAUUGUCUGCCUGCUGCUUUAAAGAGAGUAGAAAUAAAACCAAAGAACACCACACACCAAAACCACCCCAACCCUCAAAAAACCCCAAACCAAACACCACCAUUUGUGCCCUUCUCUCCAUUUAGCUAUUGAUUAGUUGUUAGGAGUUUACGUUUUGCUGGAAAGUACAAAAUCAGUAGGGGAUGAGCUGCAAACUUGAGAAGUCAGCUUGAACACGAUCUCACAUAUGCACUCAAUCCCAUGGUCUUAACAAAAAGCUUUGAGCUUCUGAGGGCAAAUAUUCAAGUCUGAAGAGAUUUGAAGUUCAAGAAAGCAACCUUGCUGGCUGAAGUCGUCUCCAUCACUUACACUUGCAUUCCCUUCCCUAUAGGAAGGAAAAGAUCAGAGCAUCCAGAGGAAAAGAGUACAAGG